UUAAUCCAUUAUUCCUCAACUUAAUUUCUCCAUUCGAAUUCAUUUGCUACUGUGACAAUGGCUGAAGCUUUACUUACUGUCAUGUUAGAGAAUCUGAACUCUUUGAUCCAGAAAGAGUUUGGAUUGCUUUGGGGUGUCAACAAAGAGAUGGAGAGGCUGUCUAGCAUCCUCUCAACCAUCCAUGAUGUUCUAGAAGUUGCAGAGGAGAAGCAGUUAAGAAACAGAGCGAUCAAGAAUUGGCUGCAAAAGCUUAAAGAUGUUGCUGGUGAGUUGGAUGACAUUCUGGAUGAGUGUUCAAUGGAGGCAUCACUAUUGAAGCACAAAACGCAGAGGUUCCAAAAGGUAUGGGAGGCAUCGGAAAGACUACCUCGCUGAACUUGUAUACAAUGAUCCAAGGGUUAUUAAGCAUUUUGAUAUGAAAAUAUGGGUAUGUGUCUCUGAGGACUUUGACGUGUGGAGAUUGAUAAAAGCUAUGAUAGAAUCUGCCUCUGGAAAUGCUUGUGAAGCUUUGGACAUGGAUCCUCUGCAGAAACGCCUCCAAAACAUGUUGGAAAGGAAGAAGUUUUUACUCGUUUUGGAUGAUGUGUGGAAUGAAGAUAAAGAUAAAUGGGAGGGGUUGAGAAAUGUCUUGUGGAUUAAAUGAUUCUUCAAUUGUAGUUACCACUCGUCAAAAAAAGGUUGCAUCAAUUAUGAGAGCAACACAAAUGCAUCAUUUAUCUAACUUAUCUGAAGAUGAAUGUUGGUUAUUGUUCAGCCAACGUGCAUUUGGCAAUGAAAGUGAGAAACGACCAAGUCUUGUGAAAAUUGGAAAGGAGAUUGUGAAGAAGUGCAAGGGAAAUCCGCUGGCAGCAAAGAGUUUAGGAAGCUUAAUGUACUCCAAAAGUGAGGAAAAGCAGUGGCUUUUGGUUAUGGAAGGUGAACUUCGGAAUUUACCACAAGAUGAAACUUCCAUCCUGCCAGCUUUGAGAUUGAGCUACUUUCAACUAACUGCUCAAGUACGAAGAUGUUUUGUGUUUUGUGCCAUUUUCUCCAAGGAUUUUCAAAUUGAGAAGGAAACAUUAGUUCAUCUUUGGAUGGCUAAUGAUCUUAUAUCUCCCAGAGGAAACAUAGAGGUGGAAGAGAUGGGCAAUGAAAUUUGUAAUGAAUUAUAUUUGCGAUCAUUCUUUCAAGAUGCUGACAGGGAUGGACUUGGCAACAUUAAAAGUUUAAAGAUGCAUGAUCUAGUACAUGAUCUGGCUUAAUGUAUUAUGAAGGAUGAAUGCACAGUUGCCAAGUCCGAUUUCCCAGAUAUCUUUUUUACAUUUUACAAUGGAAAAUCCUUGCGCACUUUACUGUUAAUGCAGAUGUCUA
Molecule: messenger RNA, 1350 nt
Organism: Ziziphus jujuba (common jujube)
Lineage: Eukaryota; Viridiplantae; Streptophyta; Magnoliopsida; Rosales; Rhamnaceae
Product: putative disease resistance protein RGA3
Exons: 2
Coding region: 624-1241 (205 amino acids)
Biological process (GO): defense response to other organism
Molecular function (GO): ADP binding
Source: RefSeq, a predicted model, not a curated record